Messenger RNA from Plenodomus lingam JN3, 1467 nucleotides. RefSeq lists its product as uncharacterized. NCBI's taxonomy places the organism in Eukaryota, Fungi, Ascomycota, Dothideomycetes, Pleosporales, Leptosphaeriaceae. The record is from RefSeq and is a predicted model, not a curated record.
AUGUGCUCAUCGAACCCCCUCUUUGAAACGUCAAGGAGGACUUCCAAAGCUUGCUCGAUACUGAAGCUCAAGCCAAAUCCAGAGGGAACGGACCGUUCCAUGCAGAGCGAUACGGAUGGGGAAGCUCCUGCUGCCAACCGCCUUUUGACUUCAACCCACUACCUCAUCCCCGAGAAUUGUUCCAUGAUAUCUCACAAGCCCACUGGUUGCUCUAUGGAAGAUCUAUGCAUCAUUUCUCAAAAGGAUGGCUUACCAGUGCAGGUGCCUCAGGUGUGUCUCAUCCCGGCCGCUGCUCGCGAUCCUGCAGAAGACCCACACAAAAGCUCCCAAGAACGUCAGAAAUGUCAAUGCAGAAUAGCGUACGUUCUAAUUUGGCGGAUGCUAAAGCCCCGCAGCAGCCAUAUUUAUUCAUUGUACCAAUCAAGAAGCAGCUUUCUUUUCGAACGCCUGAACACUUUGCUUGCUGGUGUGUUGCUUCUUGCACGACUCGGUAUCUGGGCUGAGCCCCGAAAUUUCGAGAUAAUGGUGCAUGGCAAAACUUUGUUGUUGAUACUGAGGGCCUUCACCUUGGUACUAACACUUAUAGCAGUCGCUCUGAGCGCUCGAUCUCAAAAUGUUGUUCACAACUUCAAAAUCAAUGGACCUGCGGCUCUGGAUGCACUCUCGGAGAAUUCGCCUGACGGCGCAAAGCACUGGCGAGAUUUCUUUACCGCCGUCCUUGAUGGCGUGUCUCAGAUAAGUGCAUCGAUCGCUACCAGUACCAUCGCUUCACUCGUACUUAUCCUAGUCUUAUGCACGACAACGUUGAGUCGUCUGACCAUAUCGAAAAGUGCUUUGGUGCCCAUGGAAACACUUUCCAUGUGUUUGAUGGCUAUAGCUUUUGGAACCUCGCUCAGCUUCUCCGCCAGCCUCAAUGCCUUCAAAGAAGACCAACUUGCGGAUAUGGCGUCUUCAGACCUCGCGCAGUAUACAACUCUGGUGCCUCUCAGCAAAGGCCUCGUAGUGUUGACUUGCUUUGGAUGGCUCUUUACAAUGGCAGCAUGCCUCAUUGCUACCGUCGAUGCCUGCAAACGUGCACGCGUUAAAGAGAGGGAUUCUUUCCGGCCGACUGCAUCGGCAUUAGGCAUGAGUCCGAGAUAUCCCGACAUCGUACCGCAGAUGGUCAGAAGCCGCGUACCGACAAUGUACGACCCGUGGAGGCCACUCCAAACCGAAUCGAAAAAGACAUCCCGAGAAGCUGAUGAGGAAAGCUCGAAGCUUUUACGCAAAGACGAGGAAAGAGCUUACAGAGAAUCGGCAUUGACCGAGUAUGGAAGAUCAUCAGUGGAGCUUGAGAGAGAGUUCAUGGGCCUACUCAACGUGGAUAAACCGGAGAAGGCAUUGCAAUUUCAGCCAAAGAGACCCUGGAGUGAAUCUCCGAUAGGGAGGAAACGGGACGAUGACGUUGUGGAUAUGCACUCAAUGUGA